Molecule: messenger RNA, 2598 nt
Organism: Pimephales promelas (fathead minnow)
Lineage: Eukaryota; Metazoa; Chordata; Actinopteri; Cypriniformes; Leuciscidae
Gene: tpra1
Product: transmembrane protein, adipocyte asscociated 1
Biological process (GO): G protein-coupled receptor signaling pathway
Cellular component (GO): plasma membrane
Molecular function (GO): G protein-coupled receptor activity
Source: RefSeq, a predicted model, not a curated record
CACACACACAUACAGUAACACACGAGUGAUGAUGUAGGCGGUACGACGGACGAUAACGGCAGGGAAACGAAACUUGACCGAUUAUUGUUAUCACUUCAGCGGUUAACGGGCGUUUUGACUCGAUUUAGACGAAAACAGCCGUGUUGUGGUGACAGACAUGCAUCUACAUCGAGUUCGGUGCGUGUUCUAGAGGUGUAAUCCAGAAUGCUGGAGACCGUGACUGAAUCGAGAAGGUUGGUCCAUUAUGGCAACACCAGUUUGUUUCCCACUGUGGAGAACAGCUCUCAGUUCAACCCUGACCAUGAGAUCAACAUCACCAAACCACACAAGUGUCUGCAGAUCCUGUACGACGACAUCGGAGAGUCCAGGGUUCGUUACUGGGAUCUGAUGCUGCUCAUCCCGAACGUGGCGUUCCUGGUGUUCCUGGUGUGGAAACUUCCUUCUGCUCGCGCUAAGAUCCGCCUGACCUCCAGCCCCAUAUUCGUGGCGUUUUACAUACUGGUGUUCGUGGUGGCGGCUGUAGGAAUCACACGUGCAAUAGUCUCCAUGACCGUCAGCGCAUCCAUCGCCGCCACACUCAUAGACAAGGUGCUUUGGGAAAUCACAAGGUUCUUUUUAUUGGCUACUGAGCUCAGCGUCAUCAUCCUCGGAUUGGCUUUUGGCCAUCUGGAGAGUAAGUCCAGCAUCAAGCGUGUGUUGGCCAUCACUGCAGUCCUGUCUCUGGCGUACUCCAUCACACAGGGGACUCUGGAGAUUCGUUUCCCAGACAAACACCUCUCCGCCAAAGACUUCAACAUCUACGGCCACGGCGGGCGGCACUUCUGGUUGGCCAGCUCCUGUUUCUUCUUCCUGGUGUAUUCCUUAAUAGUCAUUCUACCUAAAACUCCAAUCCGAGAGAGGAUCUCAUUACCAUCUAAGAGGGGUUUUUACGUGUACGCUGCGAUCCUGUCCGUGUUGAAUCUGGUCCAGGGUUUGGGAAGCGCGCUGCUCUGCGCUGACAUCAUCGAAGGCCUGUGCUGUGUGGACGCGACCACAUUCCUGUACUUUUCCGUCUUCGCUCCUCUGAUCUACGUGACGUUCCUCAAAGGAUUCUUCGGUUCCGAGCCCAAAAUCCUCUUCUCGUACAAGUCCCAGAUCGACGAGCCGGAGGACUCGGACGUGCACCUGCCCAACACCUCGUCCUCGGGCCUGAGCCGCAGAGAGCUGGACCACGGCUCGUACUCCAGCACGCAGAUCGACGGCUCCGGCGCAUACCUGGACGACGUGGUGUCGGGCCCGUUCGGCGGAGCGCACAGCAUCAACAGCAUCGACAGCGACCGCUGGAGAGCCCUGAACGCGUGACCUCUGACCUCCGGGACGUUUGACCUGACCCGUCAGUGCUGUUAUUCAAACAUAUGUAUUCCAUGAAUCCAACAUUCCUUGUGUAACAACAGUGCUCUUAAUUUCACAUCUGUGUACUCAAAGCGAGUUUCUUGGACUUUGUGAAGUGCAUAACCUGAUAUAUUUCUUCAGAAAUGUUUGGCUGGAUUAGCUAGAUGCGCUACUGAUGCCAGCGAAGACGUUUCUUUUCAACCGUUAGGGUUGUUUUGCACUGAAAGUCAUUCAUUUUGGUGCAUGUUGUAAUUUGAAGACCUAAAAUCUACCUUGACUUUGUUCAUAUGCUUUAUAUGCAUCUGUUUCUCAGUGCUAUAUCAUAGAGUUUUCUUUUGAUUUUUAUUUAUUUUAGUGAUAUGUUGAAUUUCGUUUUAGCCUGUCAUUAGAUUUGGGCUCAGUUCUAAUGUUAAAGCUUAAAUCGUGAGCUUGACCUUUGACCUUCUGUCUAACUGAUCAAGUCUGAUUUAUUAUAACAUCAUUCCAUGUGGGAGACAAAAGGACCAUACUGAGAAAGCAUUUGACCCGCUUUAUUUUAUUUGAUAAAAAUACUGCAACGUAACUUUUUUCUUGGUGCACACACAAAAAAAAAAAAAAAAAAAAAAACGCAGCGUUUUUGGAAAACACUAUAAUCAUAUUCAAUUAAAUUUGGUCUGAGUAAAAUGCUUGCUUCUUAUUGCUUAUUUCUUUUAAUAUGAUGAGCAUGGAGAAGAAUUUAUCUAUUCAGAGAUGUGUUUGGAUGCUCUACUUUGGUUGUUUGUUUUUUGUUUUUUUACCACAUCAGUAGAAUUUAAGUAAAUCAAAUUAAUUUUGCACAGUAAGAUAACUAAUAUUAUCUGAAAUUCAGUUCAAAUUGGCAUAUGCUCGUGAACUUCACCCUCCCUGUUUAUUUCAUCUUCUGAUUUUGUAGCCUACUAGUAGAAGCAUAUCUCAAAGAUAUUUUAUAAUUUAAUAUUUUCUGAAAUGCUCUCUGGCAGUACAUGAGAUGUAUUUUAAUCAGAUGAACACUGAAGUCCAGCAAAAAUACAAAAAUACUUAUCUUGAAUAAAGAGGACCGACGAGGACUUUUAUUUUGAACAUACGUUACAAUGACGUGCUUUUCAUAAGCAGGAACUGUCAGACGCGAAUAACGUUUUAUUUCAGUUUAAUACCAUUAAUAAAUGAACGUUCCGACCCUUCUUCUACAUUUUGACAUUCCAGAUGAAUAAAGCAGUUUCCAUUCUGUGA